CGGGGCCGGAGCGGCCGCAGCGGCCGGAGCGCGGUGUCCGCCCCGCGGUGUCCGCCCCGCGGUGUCCGCCAGCCCCUGUCCACCCCAGCCCCUGUCCACCCCAGCCCCUGGCCGCCCCAGCCCCGUGAUGACCCUGGAGGAGCUGCCCGGGGAGCGCCGCGCCGCCGGGAGGAUGGAGCAGGCGGGGGACGCGCUCCAGGAGGUGCUGAGCAAGGCGCUGAGCCAGCGGAGCCUGACCCUCGGCGUCUACGAGGCGGCCAAGCUGCUCAACGUGGACCCCGAUAACGUGGUGCUGUGCCUGCUGGCGGCCGAGGAGGAGGAGGCGGGGGACGCGGCGCUGCAGAUCCACUUCACGCUGCUGCGGGCCUUCUGCUGCGAGAACGACAUCAACAUCCUGCGCGUCAGCAACCCGGCGCGCCUGGCCGAGCUGCUGCUGCCCGCCGCGGGCCCCGACCCGCCCGCCGACCUGCACUGCGUGCUCGUCACGAACCCGCAGGCGUCCCAGUGGAAGGACCCGGCGCUGAGCCAGCUGAUGUGUUUCUGCCGGGAGAGCCGGUACCUGGACCAGUGGGUGCCGGUCAUCAACCUCCCGGAGCGGUGACCCCGGCCCGGCCGCUGCGGCGCCGCAGAAAUUCUCGCUCAGGAAGGAACUCCCUGCCCCCGGCUCCGGGAGGGAAAAUAAAAACCCGACAGCAACAACGAAACGUAGAUGUAAAACAAUAACGCUAAAACUGAUGUCACUUGCGGGGGGUUUGGCUGCGGUGGAGCGAUGCUGAGUGUGGCAGAUGAGGAGAACAGGAUGAGCCCAGCCCCAACUCCCCUCGCUCCCUCUGUCCUUAAGUGCCACUUCAAGUUCCUGCUUUGAACGCCUUGACGAGCAAACAGGUUCAUCGAGGCCUUUUGCCAGCAAUGUUGUUGUACUUUUGGGAUGUAAUUCUCACGUUUUUAUGCUAAGAUAUAUAAUAAUAAUAAUAAUAAGUUAUUUUCUGAUA
Lonchura striata (white-rumped munia) is the source of this 992-nucleotide messenger RNA. RefSeq names its product growth arrest and DNA damage inducible alpha (gene GADD45A). Gene Ontology annotation, biological process: regulation of cell cycle. The record is from RefSeq and is a predicted model, not a curated record. Gene Ontology annotation, cellular component: nucleus; cytoplasm. NCBI's taxonomy places the organism in Eukaryota, Metazoa, Chordata, Aves, Passeriformes, Estrildidae.